Molecule: messenger RNA, 4548 nt
Organism: Exaiptasia diaphana
Lineage: Eukaryota; Metazoa; Cnidaria; Anthozoa; Actiniaria; Aiptasiidae
Product: CCAAT/enhancer-binding protein zeta
Exons: 34
Coding region: 687-3959 (1090 amino acids)
Cellular component (GO): nucleus
Source: RefSeq, a predicted model, not a curated record
GUUGUAGCCGGCUCAUUUGGGCUGAAAGAAUUCACWGAUAUCAAAAUCAAACGACGAGACUCCAAGAAUCGUAGGUUGUCAAGGGAAGAAGCUCUCAGUGUUUUGCCCAGGAGAAAAGAUGAUGUUACACUAGAAGAUGCUUAUUCUGUAASAAAUGUUUGCAUGAAACCKUUUUGAUUUGCAUACUUUUUGGACAUUUACUUUGUCUCAUUUAUUCUAAACAUAAUUUUUAUUUGAAUGAUCUCUAGGAAAUUCAGAAAAAAGUUGAUAUUGAUACGUGGGAAAAUAAAAGAGGACCAAGACCAUGGGAAGACAUGUCAAAGGAUAAUAGAAAAUAAUGAAAUAAUUGAUUUUAUCAUGUAAAUAACUUAGAAAAUGAACAAACAGUGAGAUCAUCAUGAUAUGCUAAAUGUUGUAAAAAUGUUACUGGAUUAUGAAUGUAUUUCAAGGAGACAACACCGGAAGAAAAAAAAKAAAAAUGAAAAGAAAAAAUGUAAAUAUUAAUUCAAUUUAAUUUUGAGUUGAUAGUUUUGAGAAUAAACAUUUACACUCUCAAUGAACGAGAAAUGCACAAUUACCUUAUCUAAAUUAURGAAGGAAGCAAGUUGAUACUAGAGCUGAUUUCAUUUUCAGGCGGGCUUCCUGUGGUAAUGGGUUUCCUGUGGUGACCACAUGGUACAAACAAGAUGGCGACCCACACGGAUAAAAACAAAAAGAAGAAAAAAACUCGUAAAGAAGUUAAAGACUUUUCACUAGAGGAUGUAUUGGCCGUCGGAGGUGAUAAGGAUGACUUUGAGAUGCUAAGAGACGUAUCUGCGUUUAAUGAGUUAACUACAGACAAUCAAAUCAAAGACAGUGAGCCAAUACGUAAAGACGAGGUAUUGUCAAUGAUCCAAGAACUUGGUCUUGAUAAAGUUAUUCCAGAACCAGAAGAUGCUGAAGAGAAAUUAAUAGAAAACAGSCAAACUAAAGAAMAUGCUGAAAUACAAACAAAUGAMCAGCCUGAACUCRGCAAAACCAAAACRAAGAUUAAACAGAAGAAAGAUGAAGAAGUGAAAGCUGACCAAAAUGRCAAGAAAAUAGAAAUAAAWAAAAAUGAACCUAAACAAAAGGAAAAACAAGAUUUGAUCUCUGAUCAAGCUGAGAUUGAAAAUGUAGACUUACAAUUCAAGUUACUUAUUAAACCUGGUGGAAAGUGGUAUGACCAGAUUCCSGAGGAUGAAAAACUCAAAACUGAUCUUUCUGCCAGUGACGUAACAAGGCUUAGUAAUCAGGCUGUGAACAUUUGGCAGAAUGAAUGUGAUCUUUAUCAGAAAAUGAAGGAAAAGCGUAGCUCUUCAGAAARCAACUGGAUGAAGACAGUAGUUUCAUCUGGAACUCUUGGAGACAAGAUUGCAGCCCUUACUUUACAAGUACAAGAAUCACCUGUUCAUCAGAUGAAGGCUCUUGAACUGUUAGUCACAAUGUCCAAGAAGAAAGGCAGAAGAGAAAGUAUUUUGGCAAUUGAUACCUUGAAAGACCUUUGGCUUCAAGAUCUUCUUCCAGAAAAUAGAAAGCUGCGGACCUUUGCACAGCAACCAUUAGCCUUAUUCAAAGCAAACAAUAAAAAUAAGUUAACAAAAGAAGCCCAGCAGACACGAUUGAUUCUAUGGUACUAUGAAGACRUCCUUAAACAGAAAUAUAUKGAGUUUGUAUCAGCUUUAGAGCAACAUCUUCAAGAUACCAUCACAAAUAUCAGGAGUAAAACACUAGGUGUUGUUUUUGAACUCUUAUCACAGACACCAGAGCAAGAACAGUCUUUACUUAAGUUUUUGGUCAACAAAGUUGGAGACCCUGAUCGUACUGUAGCAUCAAARGCUUCACAUUUGCUAAGGUCAUUAGUUACCAAGCAUCCAAAUAUGAAGAAUGUCAUAAUCAAAGCUGUUGAGAUGUUGCUAUAUCGACCAAACAUUARCAGCAAGGCACAAUAUUAUGCUGUGUGUUUCCUCAACCAAAUCAUCUUAACCAAGAAUGAUCAUGAGUUAGCCAGUAAACUUAUUGCUAUCUAUUUCUCAUUUUUCAAGUUAUUUGUAAAGAAAAGUGAAGUGGAAGCAAAAAUGUUGAGUGCUCUUUUAACUGGUGUCAACAGGGCAUUUCCAUUUGCUAAAGAUGAAGAGGAUAAAUACAGUGACCAAUUGGAUAUGCUUUUCAAAGUUGUACACAUUGGAUCWUUUAAUACAAGUAUACAGGCCCUAAUGCUGCUGCUUCAAGUCAUGGAUGUCAGGCAGUCAAUAUCUGAUAGAUAUUACACAGCYCUGUACAGCAAACUACUAGAUCCUUCCCUUGGAACAUCACCCAAACAAGCCAUGUUUCUCAACACUCUUUUUAAAUCACUAAAGAUGGACACUUCAGUUGUGAGGGUCAAGGCAUUUAUUAAAAGACUUCUUCAAGUUUGUAGUGGUCAGCAACCAUCAUUUAUUUGUGGUGUCUUAUACUUGGUAUCAGAGCUGGCAAAGAUAAAACCAGGAAUUAAAAGUAUGAUUCAGCAACCAGAGGAAGAAGAUGAUGAAGAACAUUUUGAAGACAUUCCUGAUGAAGACGAURAGCUAGAUCAAGAUGAAAAUGACAGUGAACUAAAAGAUAACAGUGAUGAAGAAAAAGAUGGCAAAAGUAAAGAAGAAACAAAUAUCAAAACUGUAACAAAACYUAAACAGUAUGACAGUAAAUCAAGGAAUCCAUUGUACAGUGGUGCAGAAGRCAGUUGUUUAUGGGAAAUCACCAAAUUGUUUGAUCAUUAUCAUCCUUCUGUAUGUCAUUUUGCACAUUUAAUUUGUGAGGGUCAGGAAAUAGUUUACAAAGGUGACCCACUUCAAGACUUUACCUUAAUGAGGUUUUUGGAUCGUUUCAUCUACAAGAACCCAAAGAAGAAAAUUAAUGGUAAACAUUGUUUUUGUCAGAUAUCCACUGAGUUUUUCUUUAUUUCCUUUCAGCCAAGUAAAACAUCAGCAAGACUAAAUGAGACCCCAGUGAAUACAAAUGCUUUUUUGAAAAAGAAAGAAGAAGAUGUUCGUGAAGACGAGAUGUUCUUUUACAGGUAUUUUAAGUUCAAGUCGGAACGUGACAAGAAAACGAAAAACAAAAACAUUGAUGAAGAGACAAGUGAUCAUGAAGAAAUUGAUGAGGAACAAACAAGUCUUGAAUUAGAUUUYGCAAGGURAGUUUAUCUUUGUAUWAGAUGCUGUUCCAGGGAUGACCUGCAGCUCCCUCCUGACAAAUUUAUGUACCGGUAUAUGCCUCAGCUUAUUUAUUAUGUUUGCCACCACCUAUUUAUAAAAGUUCACACGUCUUUAUACAGUGAAGUUAAAAUGUCAAAACGAGAGACCAAGAGAAAAAAAGGCAAACAAGUUGAUGGAGAUGAGCAGUCGUCAGAGGAAGAAAGUUCUGAAGAAGACUUUGACUACAACAACAUGGAUAUUGAAGAAGACAAUGUUGAUGAUAAUGAAGAUGUUCAACAAGGAAAAAAGAGGAAGUUUACAGAUCAAGAUUAUGAAAAGGCUUUGCUAGAAAACAUCAGCUCAGAUGAGUUUGAAUCAGAUGAGGAAGACACAGGAAAAGCAAAGAAAAAGAAGAAAGUUGAAGGUGAUGAGGAUAUCAUGUCUUUGUUUGCUUCUGCUGAUGAGUUUUCACAUCUCUUGGAGAAUUCAACGUCUUCUGGUGGCAGUCAUGAUGUAWUGCAAGGUCAUGCAAGCAACAAGCAAAUCACUUGGGAGCAGCAUGGAAGAGAAGACUGGUCACACAAACACAGAAAUAAAUCUGGKCGUGGAAGAGGACUGGGGAGAGGGAGGGGAGGAGGGAGGGGACUAGGGAGAGGGAGAGGACGCCUUGUGGAAAGACAGAACUCUAAGCCAAGAUACUCAGGUCAAGGGCGUGGUGGGGGGCGAGGUAAAAGGGGAGGUCGUGGUGUUAGGAAAGGACGAUAGAUAAUAGAACAAGCAUUUAAUUCGCAACUAUGAACAAAAUAAUAUAAAGUUUUGUAGUCAAAUGAUGUCUAAAUAAGCUCUUCUGGUACAUCAGGAAUCUAAAAAAGAAAACAAUCAAGAUAAUGAGAUAUCAUACAACACAUACUCAUCAUUUACAUCAUAAGACUCAUCAACAAAAAUGGCUUGUAAUAUGUACUAAUGGAGUGCUUGAUGAUAUGACAUCAAAUGAAAAGAAAUUUGAUAGUAGUACUAGUAGUGUUGGUUAUUACAAGAGACUGGACUGCCUCUUAAUAGAGUAUCUCUCAUAUAACACCCUGCUAAUUUGAGAUCAGUCCAUAACUGUUUUAACUACACACUAACCGCAACAGUGAUGUCGAUGAGGUCAUUGACUGUUUUCUGAGAUCUUUGGCCGUGUUGCAUAUUGUACUCCAGUGAGGUCAGUAGUAUAUAAUACUGGUUUAAAAGUUCUCGCAUCCUGUCAAUCAUGAUAUUCUUACAUAAUAAGAUAAAAUUGAUGAUUUAAAUGCAUUCCAACAGUAGCAUACUUUUUGUCAUGAAACUUAUCUGUGGGAUAAAAGUCUUCAAUCUG